This is a messenger RNA of Fundulus heteroclitus (mummichog), 624 nucleotides long. RefSeq names its product MICAL-like protein 2. Bases 205 to 624 code for a protein of 139 amino acids. Gene Ontology annotation, molecular function: protein binding. The transcript has 4 exons. The record is from RefSeq and is a predicted model, not a curated record. NCBI's taxonomy places the organism in Eukaryota, Metazoa, Chordata, Actinopteri, Cyprinodontiformes, Fundulidae.
GUCCUUUCCACUUUCGCAGCAGGAGUAGAAGGUGAUUCCCAGCGAGGAAGUUUCUCUGAGCCAGCCCCUCUGCUUCUCCAGCGUGUCCGUGGGGCCGUGGAAAGUUUCCCGAAGUCUCUUGCGCAGAGGUGGGGAAGAGAGAGCGAGGAGGAGCUCCGAUCCGCGGCUCUCUCUCUGGGCGCCGUGCGGGCUCGGAGGUCCGGUAUGUCGGCCGUGAAGAAUCUGCAGCAGUGGUGCCGGGUCAAGUGCGAAGGCUACCGGGAUGUGUCCAUCACCAACAUGACCACGUCCUUCAGGGACGGCCUGGCUUUCUGCGCCCUCAUCCACAAACACAGACCCGAACUCAUUGAUUUCGAUUCCCUAAAGAAGGAAGAUGUCUACGAGAACAACAAGCUGGCCUUUAAGGUUGCAGAAGAACAACUGGGAAUCCCAGCUCUGCUGGACGCUGAAGACAUGGUGGCUCUUAGGGUUCCCGACCGCCUCAGUAUCUUGACGUACGUCUCUCAGUACUACAACUACUUCCAUGGACGCUCCCCUAUUGGCGGCAUGGCGGGUAUAAAGCGUCCGGCUGAGGCCAUCUCCAACGAACCUUCUGGGAAGGGAGAACCAGGCGGUGGCUGCUAA